Molecule: messenger RNA, 219 nt
Organism: Thelazia callipaeda (thelaziosis nematode)
Lineage: Eukaryota; Metazoa; Nematoda; Chromadorea; Rhabditida; Thelaziidae
Source: the annotation of a GenBank genome assembly
AUGAAAGCAGGGCGUAAUUCCGUGAUUUCAGAUGGGAUAGUGACGAACUUUCAUAAACGUUACGAAGAGAUCAUGGUAUCUGAUCAUAUCGAGACGUAUAUCCAAUCGACUGUGCUCAAGAAAGCGCUCGAAAGUACCUCAUUCGACCAGCGCAACGGUAUGCAUAACGAUGAAGCAAUGGAAAUCAGCACAAGUCUGAGUCUGAGCGCUUACAAAUAG